This is a messenger RNA of Hypanus sabinus (Atlantic stingray), 4726 nucleotides long. RefSeq names its product RAS guanyl-releasing protein 1-like. Lineage: Eukaryota; Metazoa; Chordata; Chondrichthyes; Myliobatiformes; Dasyatidae. Gene Ontology annotation, cellular component: plasma membrane. The coding region runs from base 298 to 2544 and encodes 748 amino acids. The transcript has 17 exons. The record is from RefSeq and is a predicted model, not a curated record. Gene Ontology annotation, molecular function: calcium ion binding; guanyl-nucleotide exchange factor activity. Gene Ontology annotation, biological process: positive regulation of GTPase activity; Ras protein signal transduction.
CAACAAAAUGCAACAUGUCAGCUUCGGGCAGUGCACAAACAGUAAUGGGAAUGAAAAAACCUCAUUGCCAAAGGGUGAUGGCUCCUACCAGUCCAGCUCGAGGGGGUUUUGCUUUUAUCUUUUGUGUUCAGUCCUGAUGCUAUACUCAUGUGAGAUUCAGCUGAGCAAAUCGGACGCUACUGUUUCAUCUUCCAGGAAACCCCGGCAAGAAUGCAGAAAUCUUGAAGUUGCCACUGCUCCUAAACAGCGAGCUACAGUAUAUCAAGCUUAAACCUUGCUCCGAUCACUCGGGUGAGCAUGAUGUCUCUUGGUCAGCUAUCUAAAGGGGCCAGUCUAGAUGACCUACUGGAGACCUGCAUUCAGUCCUUUGAUGCAGAAGGGAACCUGUGUCGAAGCAGUCACCUGUUACAGGUAACUCUGUCAAUGCACCGCUUCAAUGUAUCAUCAACAGAGCUACUGCAGAAGCUCAUCACACUAUAUCAGAAUGCUUUAGAGCAAAACUGUGCUGCAACUUGCUUGAAGAUCUGUUACUUUAUAAGGUACUGGAUUACGGAGUUCUGGAUAAUGUUUAAAAUAGACAACAGUCUUUCAGAAACAAUGGAACAUUUUCAAGAGCUGGUGAGAAAGAAGGGUGAAGAGUCACAUUCUCAAUUUAUUGACACUUCACAAAUAAGUACACACGAAUGGUCACGGAAAAUCACUCAGAGGAUAAAACCAAACUGUAGCAAAAAACGAAAAGUUUCCCUUCUUUUUGAUCACUUGGAGCCAGAAGAGCUGGCGGAACACCUAACCUACCUCGAGUUCAAGUCCUUCCGCCGGAUAUCAUUUUCAGAUUAUCAGAAUUAUGUAUUAACUGGCUGUGUAAAAGAUAAUCCUAUGAUGGAACGCUCUGUCGCUUUGUGCAAUGGCAUCUCGCAGUGGGUCCAGCUGAUGGUUCUCAGUCGACCUACACCACAACUACGAGCUGAAGUCUUCAUCAAGUUUAUUCGUGUGGCUCAGAAACUACAGCAGCUGCAGAACUUUAAUACACUAAUGGCAGUGGUGGGAGGUUUGUGUCACAGCUCAAUCUCCAGACUCAAAGAAACAAGCGCCUGUGUCCCUCAUGAAGUGAAUAAGGUAAUGAAUGAAAUGACUGAGCUGCUUUCAUCCAGUGGAAACUACAAUAGCUAUCGACGUGUCUACAGUGAUUGCUUAGACUUCAAGAUUCCUAUUCUGGGCGUCCAUUUGAAAGAUCUUAUCUCACUACACGAAGCCUUGCCAGACUAUGUUGAAGAUAGCAAGAUUAACAUACACAAGCUGCAGAUUCUGUAUAACCACAUCAAUGAGCUUGUCCAGCUUCAGAACACUGUACCGCCUCUGGAAGCAAACAAGGACCUUGUUCAUUUGCUCACACUCUCACUAGACCUCUACUACUCAGAAGAUGAAAUUUAUGAGCUUUCAUAUGCACGCGAGCCACGAAACAAUAAAGUCCCACCUACAACUCCUUGCAAGCCACCUGUUGUAGCAGACUGGGCCCCUGGAAUAUCCCCAAAGCCUGAUCCGAAGACCGUCAGCAAACAUGUUCAGCGGAUGGUUGACUCAGUCUUUAAAAAUUAUGAUCACGAUCAGGAUGGCUAUAUCUCACAGGAGGAAUUUGAAAAGAUUGCUGCCAGUUUUCCUUUUUCCUUUUGCGUUAUGGAUAGAGAUUGUGAAGGACUAAUAAGCAGAGAGGAAAUUACAGCCUAUUUCUUGAGGUCCAGUUCCAUCUUCUCAAAGUCAGUCCAGGGCUUUCUCCAUAAUUUCCAAGAGACAACAUAUCUGAAGCCUACCUUCUGUGACAAUUGUGCUGGAUUUAUCUGGGGUGUCAUUAAACAAGGGUACAGAUGCAGAGACUGUGGCAUGAACUGUCACAAACAGUGUCGAGACUUGGUGGUCCUGGAAUGCAAAAACAGACCCAAGGCCAUAGACUCCAGUCCAACAUCAAGCUCCACUCCCACUGCACUCUGUCCUGCUGGUACUAAAGGCUACAACAAUGGAAAUGAGGACGGACCAUUUUCGUACUUUAACGAAGAAGCUCAGAACCAUUCUGAACGGAAGGACCGAACUAUCGUACUAAUGGGCAGCUCAGCACAGAAAGUUUCAGUAAGACUGAAGCCUAUUGUAAUGCACAAGUCUUCGCAAACAGACAUUUCUAUCUCAGACACAGACACCACUGGAAAUCAAGCUGCUUCUCUGGGAAAAAUUAAGACAGACACCUCACUGCUAUCUCCAAAUAUACUUCCACUAUGCCCAAGCCCUAUUCCGGCUCGCAGAAGACCUUGUGUUAAAUGGGAAAACAUGGCUUCCUUUCAUAAGCCUAAAGGAGAUGAUUUUACUAAGGACCAUCGAAUAUUUCAACUAGAAAAGGAAAGAACCCAGCUUCGAGAAGAGAAGGAAAAGCUGCACAUUGAAAACACAAAUCUGCAGACAAAGUUAUUAGAGGCAGAGCAAGAAAUUAAAGCUCUUGCAGAACAACUUGAUUCAUUCCGUAAACAUAUGAUCAUAGAUCCAAGCAGCUCUUCAUAAGCAUAAUUUAAUAUCAUUUUAGUACUCAUACCAACUAGAGUGAAUUUAGAACGUUAAGGAAUUGAGGAUUUUUUUUGGUAAAAAUAACUGGAUAUUUUCCCACUAUUUAACUUUGUUUUCCUUGGUAGUCAAAAAUGAUUAGUUUUUAGAUUGCAAACUUGAGCAUUAAUACAAACACUAAUUACAAGUUUAUGAAGAAUCAAGUGCAUCUCUAAGCAGGAGGUUGAAUUUGAGUGGAUAUUUGAUGAAAAAUUGUCUUCGGUGGUUUCAGAAACCGAAAUUGACAACUUAGUAGGAUCACACAGAUGUAGUUUUAACUGGUAUUAGCAUAAAAUUAGAAAUAUCACAAAUGUUACAAUCGAUAGAUAAUAGGCAUCUAUCAUUAUCAAACUAUAUCAUCACCAAAAGUAUUUGCCUCCUAUUUUUGUUAGGAGUUAAAUGCCAAAAAUACUUAAUGUGCAUAUGGAUUGUUUAAUUAUGCAGAAUAAAACAUAACCUCAUUUCUUAACAAUGCAAUCUGAAGUUAAAGCAAAAAAAAGAGGUAAAAUUAAAACAGUUUUUAAAAAAUACAUACAGUAAACUCUUAGACUGUUUAGUCAUUCUUGGAGAGAGACAAUUGAGGUAAAACAUUCCUUGAUUAUACAUCAAUCUUUAUUAAUGUCAGUUUUAAAUAAACUGAAACUAGGCAGUUCUAUCAACCACGAUCAAAUAGCCAUGGUGACCCACAUAUUGAUAGGUUACAAGGUUUUUAUACCACUAUUUUUGAAUUACAAUAGUAACUGCAUUUCAAAGUACUUUGCGAUAUCAAGCCUGAAAAGAUACUCUUAGUUUAUUCCUGCUGUUUAAAAAGCUUUGUAAAAAUGAGAAAAAAUAUAUAUGCUGUAUAUGUAUCUUAAACUAUGUUGAGCCACUGAAACAACAAACUAGCAUGAAGCUUUCAUUUAACGUUUAUAUAUGACAAAGCCAAUCAUCAUUCUAAAGCCUUCAAAUUGCAUUUCUCCAAGAUAACCUGUUUAAAAAGUUGAUUAAUCUUACUGAUGUAAUCAGUAUUUAAGUCAUCAGAAAUGACUCAUAGUGACUCAAGUGACCUAGGAUUACUCAGAAGCCCCAUAAGUCUAGAUUUUAAAAAUGUCAUAGAUAUUACAAGGCAUAGUCAGCAUAGGCAAUCACUUUUGCUGCUUCAUUGGCAUUUAUGGCUUCUCAGCUACCACAUAUUAAAUAGCCAUACUCAGAACUGAGCUGAUGACCAAGGUUGAAUGGCUAAAUUCAGCAAUUGCAAAUAUGUUGAUUUUUUUUCAAUAGCAAAAAUGCUUCACAAUUUCAUGUAUGUAUGAACCAGAAUGCACAAAGCAUAUUUGCUAAUAUUUAUGAGUCUAUAACUAAAUGACAUUGCAUUUUUGUACUGUACAUCUCUCGGGAUCAUCCAUAGCUUUUCUCUAGAUUACACGAACUAUGGAAGUUUUUUGAAAUAAGUAUGCUGAUGCUUUAGUGUAAAAUAACUCAAAUAUUUGUAUUGUAAAUAUCAAUAUAAUUCUAAAACGCCUGUGAUCCACUCAAAACCCAGAAUCGGUGUCAAACUUCCUUGCCUUUUUAUGAAACAGUAAAACUGAAGCAAACAUCAAAACGUGGUCCAAAUAGUUGACAUGAAAUAAAUGUAACUAUUUUUAUCUGCCUGCAUCAACUCAGGUAAGAAUACAGGGUAUGACAAAAAAUUUGAAUAUAACUUAGUUAUCACUCAAUUUGAUUAUAAAAUGCACAAGAUGCAAAAAAUGUAUUUCAAUUGGUUUAAUAAACUGCCACUCUUCUAUAUGCAUUGCAAACCCAACCGUGUAUAUUACGCGGGCUGUGUUCUGUACCUGAAAAUUAGAUAAUAAUUCGGUCAACUACAAGGCUGUCAUAUACUCACAGAGUUUGAUUAAGAUUGUCAAGUUAGCAGGCUGUAAUAACAGAGAUGUUAGCUGUAAUUUCACUUAGAUCUUUACAUAUAAGCAAAAUGAGCUUUAAAACUUAGGUAAGUAACUCUUUUUAUAAAGUAAACAACAAAUUGUGCUUUUUAGUGAUUGUAUAUAUGUAUAAUUGUAUGAUAAGUAUGUUUUUGUACACCUGACUUGUUUGUGAUGGGUAAGUGAUCUGUAGCAUGAUGUAAUAAUGAAAAUGAUCUUACUUGUUUAAAGUAUAAAUA